GACGGUUUUCGGCUCCCGGCGGCCACCGUCGGGAGGGCUCGGCUGCGGGAGGCGUCCGGGCUCGGGUCGGCGGCGCGGUGCGGCGGGCCAGCCAGCGAGCCGAGCCUAGAAAAUGAAGCUAAAGGAAAUUGAGCGAACAGCUGUCCAGGCAUGGAGUCCAGCAAACAACCACCCCAUUUACCUAGCAACAGGAACAUCUGCCCAGCAACUGGAUGCAUCCUUCAGUACAAAUGCCACGUUGGAAAUAUUUGAGAUUGACUUCAGGGAUCCCUCCCUGGACAUGAAGCAGAAAGGAACACUUCCUGCCUCAAACAGGUUUCAUAAGCUGAUCUGGGGUAACUUUGGAAAUGGGUCUGCGGAGUCCUCCGGAGUGAUCAUUGGUGGAGGGGAUAAUGGCGUACUGACCAUGUACAGCGUGCACCGCAUCUUGGCUUCAAAGAGCGAGCCUGUAAUUGGGCAGACAGAGAAGCAUUCGGGUCCUGUUCGAGCUCUUGACUUCAACCCUUUCCAGAGUAACCUCUUGGCUUCUGGAGCCAAUGAUUCUGAAAUUUUCAUCUGGGACUUGAAUAACUUCAGCGUGCCUAUGACUCCAGGGGCUAAAUCACAGCCUCAUGAAGACAUCAGUGUGGUGUCCUGGAAUCGGCAGGUGCAGCAUAUCCUGUCCUCCGCUCACCCCAGCGGCAAGGCUGUGGUUUGGGACCUCAGGAAGAAUGAGCCUAUCAUCAAAGUCAGCGACCACAGCAACAGAAUGCAUUGCUCAGGAAUGGCCUGGCAUCCAGAAGUUGCAACCCAGCUAGUCCUUUCCUCUGAGGAUGACCGCUUGCCAGUGAUCCAAAUAUGGGACUUACGUUUUGCUACCUCUCCUUUGAGCCAGCUGGAAGGGCACACGAGGGGAGUUCUCUCUGUCUCUUGGUGCCAGGCUGACCCUGAACUGCUAUUGAGUAGCGCCAAAGACAACCGGAUCUUGUGCUGGAACCCAAGUAUGGGGGAGGUGGUUUAUGAGUUGCCCAUUCGGAGUCAGUGGUGCUUUGAUGUCCAGUGGUGUCCUAGGAAUCCUUCAGUCUUCUCUGCUGCCACUUUUGAUGGGUGGAUCAAUGUUUAUUCUGUCAUGGGCGGGAACUUAGAAGCUCAGCGGAAGACACAGGCUGACAAGAUUUCUUCCUCCUUCAACAACCUGGAUCCUUUUGGCACAGGACAGAUCCUUCCUCCUCUGCAGGUGCCAGAGCAAGUAGCUCAGACCACCUUGAUUCCACCAUUAAAAAAGCCACCCAAGUGGAUUCGCAGACCCGUGGGGGUUUCAUUUGCAUUUGGAGGAAAACUGAUUACCUUUGGCCUGACCAAAGCCCCUGGACAGCAAAUGCAGCAGACUUACCCACACCAGGUAUUCAUCAGUCAAGUCACUACUGAAACUGAAUUCCUGCUCCGAUCCAGAGAACUGCAGAUGGCCUUGCAGUCGGGGAACCUCCUUGAUUACUGCCAGGGCAAGAUCCAGACUGCCAAGUUGCCAUUUGAUGAGAACCUUUGGAACUUCUUGAAGGUGAAUCUGGAGCAGGAGUCCAGGACCAAACUCCUCAAACUGCUGGGCUACAGUAAAGAGGAUCUGCAAAAAAAGAUCACCUCGUGUUUGAGUAAUGGGAUCCCAGAUAAACAGCCGCUUCCGAAGGCAGAUGAGACAAACGCUGCACAGCCAGAUCAGCUUUUAAUAAAUUCCAGUGAUGAUGUAGCUGCUGUUUCCUCCUCUUCAGCGUUUUUUGACAACCUCAUCCCACAGAAUAUGAGCACAUUGGAGAUACCUGUCACUGAAGAUACGGACGGACUCAUCAGCCAAGCCCUUUUGUUGGGGAACUUUGAGGGGGCAGUGGAGCUGUGCAUGCGAGCAGAGCGCUUUGCUGAUGCCAUCAUCUUAGCUAUAGCUGGUGGGGAGAGCCUCCUAAAAGAGACCCAGAAGCACUACUUUGCCAAGCGGAAGACGAAACUCUCCAUGCUGCUGUCCUCCAUUGUGCAGCAGAACUGGCAAGAUAUUGUUUGCACAUGUGAUCUACAGAGCUGGAAGGAGGCGCUGGCCAUCUUGUUAACAUACGCAAAGCAUGAAGACUAUACCCAGCUCUGUGAUAUGCUGGGUGCCCGCCUAGAGUCGGAGGGAGAUGCAUCCCUGUCUAAUGAUGCCUGCCUCUGCUAUAUCUCAUCAGGCAAUGUGGAGAGGUUGGUGGAAUGCUGGGUAAAAAACCACGAGACUUCGUCACCCCUUGCCCUGCAGGAUCUUGUAGAGAAGGUGAUGGUGCUGAGCAAGUCCAUUGAGAUGCUCCGAGGCACAGCAGGACCAGCGCCAGGCCCUGUCUUAGCAGAACGAAUCACCCAAUAUGCCAGUCUCCUGGCGUCGCAAGGGUGCUUGUCAGCUGCCAUGAAUUACCUCCCCAGCAGCUCUAAAGAGCUCCUGAUUGAACAGCUCCGAGACCGGCUCUUCCAUGCGCAAGGAGAGAAUGUGGGUGAUCAGCAGCCACCCCCUUUCCCCUACACUCGUGUCAGUGUAGGUGCCAUUAAACACACAUCUCCAGCAGCCAAGGGUGGUUCCACCCCUGAAAGUGCAGCCCACAAAACAGGUCCCAGACAUCCAGAGAAGCCCAACUAUCAGUCAUCAUUUGCCUCUUCAGCACCUUCUCAACCUUCAGUGCCUUCCCUCUUCACACCUCAGCCAGCGAUGUCUGUGGCACCUCCUCAUGUUGCCUCUCCCCAGGCCAGCACAGGCCCACAAACAAGUGUCUAUUCCAGAGGGCCCCCGUACCCACAGCACAACUUGGGCUUGGUUCCAGCAACCAUUUCAGGGCCAGCUGUGUCACAGCCUCAGCCCUUCGGACCAGCGGGAGUCAGACCUGUUGGUCCUGCUCCCUUCCCCAGCCAGCCUUCUCUGCCAGGACAGUCCAUGCCCAUGACACCUCCCAGUGUUCCACCACCCGGACCUGCCCUCUUCCCUCCAGCCUCAGUCCCAUCAUCUCAGCUUCCUGCAGCUUGUCCUCUCCCUCUUGCGAGUCAGUCUCCUCUAGGUUUCUCUUCAGCACCUUUCAACUGCCCCAUGAACAUGGGUUACCCUCAGGGAGGUCCUGGAGCUCCAUCUGCUAAGCCCCUGCCAGCAGCCAGCAUUCCUCCUCCUCCCACAGGUUUCUUCCCUUGGCUAGAUCCCCACGUGGAUCAUGCAGGUAGUACCCAGAGAAGCCUCCAGACCUGUCGGGGAGGCAAUGUUGCUACUUCCAGUGAAAUGUGGGCUCAGGAACCUUGGACUGAUCCCUCUGCUGUAAGAGGAGGCCUUCAAAAGAAAAAGUUGUCGGAGAAAUUUACUCCUCCAGCCCCCAUCACAGCUCCAGUAAUGAGUCUGCCCGCUGAGCCCCAAGGGAUCCAUCCUCAGCUGUCCAGAUUGCAGGAAUCUGGCCAGUCACCCCCAGGAGCACCCAAGGAAGGCAGCCUGCAGUAUCACCAGUUACCCGUGGAGAGGGUUGAGAGGAAGGAGGUGCCCCCUGAGCACCAGGCUCUAAAGACCACAUUCGAAGGGUUGGUGCAACGCUGCUCUGCUGUCGCCACUGAUCCAAAAACCCGAAGGAAGCUGGAGGAUGCAUUGCAGCGGCUUGAGUGUUUGUAUGAGAAGCUCCGCGAGCAGGCGCUCUCUCCAACCAUCCUCAUGGGUCUCCAUGAAAUUGCCCGCUGCAUUGAGGCUAAGAACUACCAACAGGGUCUCCUGGUUCACACCCAAGUGGUGAGCAGCAGCAGCUUCAGUGAGGUGUCUGGUUUCAUGCCCAUCCUGAAAGUCCUCAUGACCAUUGCUGGCAAGCUGAACGUGUAACGCGUGGAGCAGCUGGAACAGUGCACACUGAGAGCUGGUGGACUCCCUCACCUUUGAUGUGCUGCAGGUUAUGGAUGCUCCUUCAGACUCUGGAGAAAUAAGUCUCUGCCAGUGCCUGGCACUGUGCUGGGCCAGCACGCCUGGCCCUAUCCACUCUCCAGACAGCCCACUGGUGCCUGGGACUCCUGGAGACUCUUCUUUCUCUCUCUUCUUUCUUACUAGUCUGAUGCCACUUCCUAGCCCAGGGAUCUCAAUUUCAGGCUGUCCAGGUUGCACUGAGAUCCCUCCUCUUCCCUGUAUCCCCUGGCACAAAGGGGAAACUCCUUCCCUCCCAGGCUGAUGUUGCUAUUUUUUUUUUUAAUUAUUAUUUUUAGGAGACAAACAGGCUGGCACCUGCCACCAGACAGAAAAGCCUCAGGCUCUGUUCCCUGCUGCAGUGUCAACUGCCUGUGUGAUAGCUGGGCUUCUUGGGGACCUAAGCUGGGGUGUCCCUGCUCUGUUGGGCUGCAGUGAGGAUCUCUCCUCUGGUUUCUUCUUUGUCUUCAUUCUCAUCCUUGACUCACCCUCUCACCCCUCUGCACCCUAUGCCACAACUAGGGGUAACUACCAGCCUGCUCCAGGCUAGCUUUGGUUCUCUCUCUUCUUCAUCCAGCCCUCUCUUUUCAUAUUCAAGUCUCCUGUUUACCCUCUGUCCCCUCUCCUUUAUAAUUUUUUCCCCAUAAGAGGCAGGCUUGAGCCCUUUAUCUUUCAGGCCCAGGGCUGGUUGCCCCUUCCAACUCUUGGGACUCUCCCUUUCAGGAACACUAGCAGGUUGGACUGCUCUGUGCGCUCCUCCGCAGAGCCAGUUGCAUCUGGUUUUGGGCUAAAAGCUGCCCUCUCUAGCUCUUGGCCCUUUUCACUCCCUUUAUGUUAGCACAGUUGGCCUUUUGCCCGCUGGUGUUAUCUAAAGGCUUCCUACAUCAGGCUAUUCAGGCAGUCUGAGGGGCUUUAAGAGCAGCAGGAAUUGUUCAGGUCCCAUAAAGAAUCCCCUCAAGCUACUCUGACCAGCCCAGACUUGAGCAGGGGGAGACAGCUCAUUGCUCCAAGUGUGGUGCGUUCAUUCUGCCUACAGUAACGGGUGCGUGCACAGGUGAUUCUCAAAGGCCCUUUGGCACUAUGGUGGUAGGAAUAUGCUGCAGGAGGUGAUGCUGACAAGUCACGAGGACAUGGCUGUGCUGAGGCUUCUCAUUGUUGUGGCAUUUCCUCUGGGGUAAAGUAGAUGAACGAAGCAUGUCUGUCUUGGGAGGAAGUCUGAGAAGGCAGAUGGGAUUUUACAGCACAUCUGUGUGUGUGUUUCUCUCCCUCUCUUCCUCCAUCCUUCCUCUCUCUCACCCUCUUUCAUGCUAAUCAGGCAGUGCAAUCAUUGGGCCCUAGCUGGGAGCAAGGCUUCUUCCCAACAUUCGGCUGUGGCCAGCCCCUGCUUCCUCUGCUUGCUGCGUGAGUGAUAAUGCCGCUGUGGGCCUGUGGUUCAGCGACUUAGAUGAAUCAGCCUGCCCUACCGUGAGACUUGGGAGGGAGGAGAAUCAGAGAAGGGAGGGAGAGGACACGUCUCAUUCUCUCCUUUCCAGGUCAAAGUGCCUCCUUGUUGCUGCUGUGUUGUUUCUAUUGCUGCGGUUUGAUGCACUGAGAGAUUACAGAACAGUGAAAUAAAAGCUGUGUUUUGUGAU
Phalacrocorax carbo (great cormorant) is the source of this 5538-nucleotide messenger RNA. NCBI's taxonomy places the organism in Eukaryota, Metazoa, Chordata, Aves, Suliformes, Phalacrocoracidae. The record is from RefSeq and is a predicted model, not a curated record.